AUGCCAGCGCCAACAAGAAACCAUCCCCGGGCUCUUGAGUCUCACAAUUAUGGCCCAAAGUGUCGUUUGGCGCCUGUCGUCCGCCCUUUCGCCCCAGGUGGUGGUGGUGGUGGUGUUGACGCGAUCCCGCCUGUCGCCGCCCAGUUCUUCUACACCUCACCGAUACCCAUAGACGAUCCUCUAUCAACAGCCAAAAUCGCCGGCUCUUCUGACACCAAGUCAGCCAGCAACAAGCCGCAGCCUUUCUCUGAAGGCGACAAUAACGCAUUGGAGAAGGCAUGGUUGGGUCUUGCCUCUGAUGACUAUCGCCGUAAUCACAACCAAGCACGACGCAACCGAAGCCCAAGUCCAUCCCUCGCCCAAGCAAACGCUACCAGGCUGCAAGAGAUUGUACAUGACUUGGCAGUGAAACAUAAGGAGAAACAUGCAAGAGAGGGCCCUGGCCGUGAAAACAUGCCCGGUGUCGUAGAUACUCUACCAGAUGCCGAUACAGUGUUACCGCUAUGCUGUUCAGAUCUGCUGCCAGACGUGGGUAUUCAGCUACGAACUUCCUUUUGUGCUGUGGCGCGGAGGCAAUAUAGCGUAUUGGACCGAGAUAGAGUUGCCCAAGACGUCAUGAAGCAAAUGGAAAGCUUGGAAACAGAUUUGACCGCGACCGUCAUAAAUCAACAGGGCCCGACUUCAGAUGCGUCGAGAGGCCGAGGCCGAGGCCAAGGACGAGGCAGGUCUUUGGCAAAAGGCCCAUCUUGGCUACAAGAAAAUCACAACGCCCCUUUGGAGCGCCUUCCGAGGUCUGAUUCCCGACCGUCAAGCCGGAUGAGCACAGAGGCAUCGAGCCGACAGGGUUCUCGUGCUCGAGCUCAAUCAUGGCUUCCGUCGCAGACUUCUCUGGGUGAUGAUGCACAUGGAGCCUUGCGCUCUGGUGGCCAAGAUGAUGGUAUCACUGGGAAACCGUUCCUGAGAGUAGGUAGCCCAGAGGUGAUGCAGUUUCCGAUCUCAAACUCUCUCCCUACUUCUUCAUCCGACGUGAAAGCAACCGAUAAGGAGGUGAAAGACGACCCGGUCACAGACGUCAGGGCGUCACAUCCCUCCCUGCCAAGACUGCCUUCUACACUACCAGAACGAGAAACGAGGACAACACGAAGUGGUACGACCAACGUGCCAGUCGGUGUUUCGCGGCUACACGAGGUUUCAUUACCUGCAUUGCAGAUGAAGCCCAUCUACUGGUCUCCUGUCAAUGAUAUAGCUGCCGUGCUCCGGGCUACAUGGUUCUACAAGGACAACAUGGAGCCUAUCGAUCCCACUGUGGCGAAUCAACUUGAGGCAGGCUAUCAGGAUCUCAAGCCAUAUACAGAGACUUGGAAUGAUGAACUCCGUUGCGCGGUCGAAGUCGGGCCUCUUGGAGAAGAAAAGGUAUCCCAUCCUCUUUGGUCCAGGCCACCACAAACCAAACCCAAAACCAAGGAAAAAGAUAUUGUACAAGAGGCAGUCAUUUCAAGCAAUCCUUUCUGCGCGGCUCGCUGCUUCAAGGGCGAAGCGGCUGCUCAGGGCAGCUUGCUCCACUCCUCAAACGAAGAUAAUUCUAUUGAGAUAGAGUCACACCGGAAAUAUGAGCAGUACCACGUUAUUUACAAGGAUGCUAGUCUGGCAUUUCUUCUCAAGCCCAGCCUGAGACCUUCGGCAUAUUACGGCCGGCGCCCGGUGGCAAAGAUCAUGAAGAAUUUCAAUAUUGGCAUCCCAGUGGUUCGGGGGUUCGAUCGGGAAGAGUAUGAAAAGAUACAUGCAAAGAAGACUACCCCUCAUAGGACGAUACCAGCUAGGUCAGCUGCCAGCGAGGCACCAGAAAGUACCGGUCAAGAUGUGUGUCCGGCAUGCAAGCAUGCGAAAGAACGUGGGCAAGUAACCGACCUGAUUCUCGUCGCGCACGGCAUUGGACAAAAGUUGGCAGAACGAGUUGAGAGCUACCACUUCACGUUUGCUAUCAAUACUUUUCGAAGAAUGAUUAACGUCGAGCUGGGCUCAGAAGCCGUCAGGGAGGUCCUCCGUGAUGGACAGAAUGGUAUCAUGGUUCUCCCAGUCAACUGGCGACAAAACCUGUCAUUCGAAGAAGGUGGGCCCAUGAAGGAACGAGACAAGGCCGAAUACAUGCCAGAAGGGUUUGGACUCAAAGAUAUUGAGCCCAAGACCAUUCCUGCCGUGCGAAGCAUGAUUUCGGACAUUAUGUUUGAUAUCCCAUUCUACAUGUCACACCACAAGCCCAAGAUGAUCUCAGCGUUGGUCGGUGAAGCAAACCGAGUCUAUAGGCUUUGGUGUCGUAAUAACCCUGGAUUUGCCGAGAAUGGCCGUCUGCAUCUGAUCGGCCACUCUCUGGGGAGCGCCAUGGCCCUGGAGAUCCUUUCAAAGCAACCAACGAUUACGCCGCCACUGAAUCUUGACUCAAACAUACGACUGGAUCGAUUCGAAUUCGACGUGAAGAACCUGUUCCUUCUGGGCAGCCCGGCAGCGUUCUUCUUGCUGCUGGAGCGAGGCGCAUUGAUCCCUCGGAAGGGGCGACAAAAGCCAGGCGCAGAUCCUUCGGAUACAUCUUCGACUGAUGUCGCUGGCGAAGCCGGACUGUUCGGAUGCCUAGCCGUUGAUAAUGUUUACAAUGUACUCGCUCGCGAAGACCCAGUGGCCUAUUUGUUGAACGGAACCAUAGAUCCCAAAUACUCUGCCAGUCUCAAGACAGCCUAUGUGCCCAGCGUCAACACCACUCUUCUGCAGUCCGUGGGCCAUGCUGUCCGCAGCUGGGUUCCGGGCGCAGGCCCGACCACGACGAAUGUCGACAAUCCGGCACUUGUCAAGCCGCCCACUUUACGUCUUCCCUCCCAGCUCGAGCUGGAAGUGCACGACUUUACGCGCGAAGAUAUUGCCGAGAAGAAGGCCUUCUUGCUCAAUGACAAUGGGCAGAUUGACUACUUCCUUCGAUCAGGUGGCGGACCUCUCGAGAUCCAGUAUAUCAAUAUGCUGGGUGCGCACUCGAGUUAUUGGGCUAAUCCUGACUUGAUCCGAAUGCUAUGUAUGGAGAUUGGACGCAGACCAGGGAGGGCGCACACCCUCCCCGCUAUGAGAGCUGUCAAGGCAGGAAAGAGAGCCUUGCCUUCGGCGCCUUCGUAG
Molecule: messenger RNA, 3156 nt
Organism: Pestalotiopsis fici W106-1
Lineage: Eukaryota; Fungi; Ascomycota; Sordariomycetes; Amphisphaeriales; Sporocadaceae
Exons: 1
Coding region: 1-3156 (1051 amino acids)
Cellular component (GO): cytoplasm
Molecular function (GO): glycerophospholipase activity; metal ion binding
Source: RefSeq, a predicted model, not a curated record